Molecule: messenger RNA, 1870 nt
Organism: Beta vulgaris subsp. vulgaris (sugar beet)
Lineage: Eukaryota; Viridiplantae; Streptophyta; Magnoliopsida; Caryophyllales; Amaranthaceae
Product: probable protein S-acyltransferase 16
Exons: 8
Coding region: 292-1170 (292 amino acids)
Molecular function (GO): palmitoyltransferase activity
Source: RefSeq, a predicted model, not a curated record
UUUAUGUGAAAAGAAUAGAUGGGAAGUUCUACUAUGCAAAUUAAAUUUUCCUCAAAAGAAAGUCGUUCUCAAACGGAGUGUUAAUCUGAAACUCGUAUGACCGAACAAACGAACAAUCCGUAGCACAGUAGCACCAACAAACGUAUCAGUUGUUUUCACAGAGACACCGAACUAACAAGUAACAACUCCCCAAAAUUCCCGCUUUCCACCACACCCUCAAACUCCGGUGCUUGAAACCCCCAAAAUCCCUAAAAAAAAAAACAAAAAAAAACCUGAUACUUGACAAAUAUAAUGAGCAAGAAAAAGUGUCGGGUGACACUCCCAGUAAUUUUGGUUGUUUCUGCAAUUUGCUACAUCUAUUUUACAACCAUCUUUGUGUUCCUUGAUCGUUGGUUAGGCCUUUUCUCUUCUCCUGGUCUGAUGAACGCCGUCGUUUUCACCGCAAUUGCUGCCAUUUGUGUUUUCAAUUACGUCAUUGCUAUCUUGCGGGACCCGGGUCGGGUUCCUAACCCUUUUAUACCCGAUAUUGAAGAGGCCCAUAACCCGAUUCAGGAGGUUAAGCGCAAGGGAAUUGCAUGGUCAGAUUUAAAGAGCGGUGACUUAAGAUUUUGUCAGAAGUGCUCCCAUUAUAAACCUCCCCGUGCACAUCAUUGCCGAGUUUGCAAAAGAUGUGUGCUGCGAAUGGACCACCACUGCAUCUGGAUAAAUAAUUGUGUAGGCCAUGCAAACUAUAAGGUCUUCUUCAUAUUUGUCCUCUAUGCUGUAAUAGCAUGCAUCUACUCUGCGGUAUUGCUUCUGGGUAGUAUGGUUAGCGACACUGCACAGGAUGAACAGCAGAAUGAAGGAUCAUCAAGAACUGUAUAUGUGAUAUCAUGUCUCCUUCUAUUCCCUCUGACUAUAGCACUCGGUGUUCUCCUUGGUUGGCAUAUCUACCUCACUCUACGAAAUAAGACUACUAUCGAGUAUUAUGAAGGAGUCAGAGCUAUGUGGCUUGCAGAGAAAGGAGGAGAAGUAUACAGACAUCCUUAUGAUCUAGGAGCUUAUGACAACUUAACUUUGGUCCUUGGUCCAAAUAUCUUUAGCUGGUUAUGCCCUACCUCAGGCCACAUUGGUUCAGGUUUACGCUUCCCUACAGUAUAUGAUAAGCUUACUGGAUUGUCGUCAGAAUGAAAGGAAUUUUGCUCUAAUGUUGGUAAUGCAGCCAGAGUCAUUCAGUUGAUAUGGUGAUCAAUUGGGAGCUCAUACGGUCCUUCAUCAAGUUUGUAUGUUUUAGGAAAUGCAGCUGCACUUGUAGACAAAAUGCAUUCGAACGGUGUUCAAGUCAGUGUCUAAAUGCGAGUUUUAGGUACUCCACUACAAUCAAAAGUAUUUUCAAGUGUAAGCGGUAUUUCAGUCGGGUAGUCUUUUGUGAAAUCUUGAGGUCUGGAGUGAUGAAGUACUGGAGUCUCUAGGCUGGGAACUGUAUGUGGCUGAUGCUUCGGCAUGCAACUGGAGAAACAUAACCCCGGCUUAAGCUUCGGUCCCAGUAUUCUGGAUGAUAGAAUUCAUCUACUAAUUUGUAUCACAAUUGUUUGGUAACUAAAGAAAAAUUGUAAUAUAUUCGUAUAUGUUGUACGUGCUCAAUGUUUUCUGUUGCAUUUGUAUGAAAAGAGAAUUAGAUAUAAGGUUGUCUCGUGGAAGCAUAGCUCUAUGUACUCCAAGGUAUACCUUAUAAGUUGUGCUAUAAUAUCGUCAUUGCUGUAGUAGGUGAAAUGUUAAUAGGGAUUAUUUCACAGUUUAAACUAUUAAAAUGUAUCAGUAAGGACAAGGCAAUAUUCACUGAAUGAUUUUAGUGUUUUUUACCCACAAUAAUUUUAUUUUCGUUUGUUUA